This is a messenger RNA of Lichtheimia ornata, 675 nucleotides long. RefSeq lists its product as uncharacterized. The record is from RefSeq and is a predicted model, not a curated record. Bases 1 to 675 code for a protein of 224 amino acids. Lineage: Eukaryota; Fungi; Mucoromycota; Mucoromycetes; Mucorales; Lichtheimiaceae. The transcript has 5 exons.
AUGCUUCCAAGUGCUUCCAUCCUCCUCACCGUGAUAGCUGCCUAUGCAGUAAACGCUGCUCAAAAAUGCGCAGUUACUAUGCCGAUGGAAGGGACAAUAUGGAAAACGGGAGAAGAGGUGACCAUUGGAUGGAGCGGCGUUGAACAAGACAACAUCCCAUCUAUCACCUUGGCUCAAAAAUAUGCGGAUGGUACAUACAAUGAUGUGGCCAAGCUAGUCACUUCAGUGCCUGCUGCUCCUCGAAAGUAUUCAUUGAGGGUUCCUUCCAAUGUUGUUUCGUCAGAUGAUUAUGUUAUUCUUCUUGGUGAAGCUCAGGAUUUUGAUUGUGCAUCUGGUGUUUUGGCUAUACAUAAUGUUGGCAAUGUGGUUCCAGUGGAUCAAGUAUCAUCAUCAGUGGAACCCGUAGGAGUUGGCACCACACCACUAUCCAAGGCAACUAGCACACAAGCAUCCGCCCCCGCCGCCAAUACUAACAAUGGUGAGGCACAUGAUGCAUCGCCAAAAACACGAUCUGCAACAAAUCCAUCAAGCCAACCCAGCCAUUCGAAGCCAGUGGUUGAUUCGAUGCAAACGAAAGGUCCUUCAUCAUCAGCAAAUGGUAUCACGCCAAUGUGUGUUUGGGUCACUGCAAUUUGUAGUGUUGUUGUAGGAUCUAUUUUGGACGCUUUAUUAUAG